ACAAACUUAUACCCCGUCAUCGUCUCCGUCCGACUAAAUUUUGGAGGGAAAACAAAAAAAAAACCCUAAUUUUUCCAUUUUCCAAAAUUUUGCCUCAAAAUUGUAGUGAAAGAGAGAUCAAAACUUUAUCGUCAGUUGCUUGAAAUCACCAGAAUACAUCACAUAACUCUGAUUUCAGAGAAUUGCGGUUAAAAAAAGUGUAAUUAAUCGACGAAAAUGGGCACUAAACGAAGAAGGGGUGAUGGAGGAAUGGAAGAGAACACGAUGGCAAUUCUUGAUACUUAUUGCUUCAGUAAAUCUACUGAACAUAUAGCUGAUGACAGGCUAUCUUUUCUUGAAGCUGUUCGUUCUGGUUUUCUUGUUACUGAGAAUUCUGCUGGACCAACAAACAAAAUGUACAAGGCAGUAUUCAAGAUACUGAGAGUUGAGACUUCACUGGAUUUGAUAAUGUCAAGCUAUCAACUCCUACUCGAGUUAGAUAAGCGGUUCCCUCAGGCAUGGUCUCCGUUUUCAUUUGGUACAGAUGUCACAUCUAGUGAGAAACAAGAUGAUCAUAGUAAAAUUAGUGGAUCAAUUGAUGCUAUUGAAUUUCAUCGUCUAAUAGAAGAAGUUUCUAAAGUACCAGAUCAAGCUAAUACUGAAAUACUAACUACAGAGCCUUUGAGGAAUAUGCUACUAUUCCAGUAUCUUGUUAAAUUGCUUGAAGGGGACCUCGUGCCCCGUAAUUUCGCAUUUACAGAAAAAUCGGAUUGGGUCACUUUGAGGGAGUCAUUGCUCAAUAUGAUUCUGGUAUCACGGAAGAUAACUUACAAAGGACUAGUUAAAGAUUGUUUAUCCACAUUGUGUGAAUUAUCGCAAUUUUCAACGAAAUGCAUCCAUGAUAUGAGACCUGAACAAACCGGAUCAACCGAAAUAACUGAAAAAUGUCAUACAGCUCUUGCACUGGCCUUGCCUGAAGUAGUAAAGCGCACAUGUGCUGCUGUUCAAAAACUUCUAAUAAUGAUCGUUGAGCUGGAUUCGUCGAAAAAGGCAGCAGAUCUUGAGGGCUGGACCACCAGAGCUGACGGUACAAGAACCCCUGCCACGGAGAUCAUCCUGGAUGAACUUACUUACGAUAAAAAUAUAUUGUUCCCAUUUUUUCAGGCUUUGGAUAAACCGAAACUGAAAUUGGAUAUGAUUGUUCAGUUUCUCAAAAAGUAUAUUCCCAAGACAUCUGUUCGCACCAGGAGAUCAAACGGGUCGGCAAAUGAUUCAACAUUUGGCGGAGUUUUAAACUGCUUUUCAAAUGAAAGCAGCACAAAAGGCAUUGUAAAAAAGAUUAGUUCAGAAGUAGCCCAAUUGCUAUUAGCACAUGCUUUUCAGGCAUAUAUUUUACUACCGUCUGAACAUUCAACUGAAUCCAAAGAAGACACUGCCGACAACUCUCUUCGCAAUAUCUGCAAUAAUAUGAUCUCAGCCUUCACAUGUCUUAAAAAAGCAGACAAGAACUCAGGGAUUCUGCCAUUUGGAAAAGAAGCUCUUUUCACAGCUGCAAUUAUGCUCUCAAGAAAUUCAUAGGAGUUUGAUUUAACUGUGAUUAGGAUUGUAUUAUAAGUGGUGUUUUUAUCUAAAUCUAAUGACUUUCCUGUUAUGUUGUGGAUGUUAUUAGUUUUAAAUCUCAUGACGUUUCUAAAUGGCUUA
Molecule: messenger RNA, 1680 nt
Organism: Helianthus annuus (common sunflower)
Lineage: Eukaryota; Viridiplantae; Streptophyta; Magnoliopsida; Asterales; Asteraceae
Product: negative regulator of systemic acquired resistance SNI1
Exons: 15
Coding region: 217-1557 (446 amino acids)
Biological process (GO): DNA damage response; negative regulation of systemic acquired resistance; negative regulation of DNA-templated transcription
Cellular component (GO): Smc5-Smc6 complex; nucleus
Molecular function (GO): transcription cis-regulatory region binding
Source: RefSeq, a predicted model, not a curated record